CUAGAGCUUUGAUGCCCACGCCUUGCAAACACAGGACGUAGAGAAAACAAUACACAAGGUUGAAGACGCCGUGACGACUCUGAAAGGACUUUUCUCUUUGACCGCCCUCGAGGGCCGUCUUCCUGACUUUGAGGAUGAAUUCUUCGAUUCCCUAAAGUCCCUCGCCACUCAGUUCAAAGAUCAACUGGGCUUCAUCGAUCCACUACUGGAUGCGUACACCAAGAUUAUGGACAUGGGCACCAAGCUCCAGGCCGAGUUUGUGCAGGCCCUGCAUAUUUUUAAAGAGUGGACUGCCAAACUGCGUUCGGCGUACGAUAAAAUCAAGACUUUCAUUGACAGCGUGUUUGGUGCGAAAUUUGCCAAACAGUUUCCUUCCAAGCCGGCCUCGUUCCAGGACGUCGCCCUCGUCUUUCCCAACAACACGUACGGAACGUACAAUGGCACUUCGCUGCUUGCUGCGGCAGGAACACCAAUCGUUGCUCCAAUGGCGGGCGUGGUCAGCAAAGUUUCAAGCGACAUUGUCAGGCUGGAAGUAACUGAGAACAGCUUGCGGAACUACUACAUUUUCCUCGGUCAUGUGUCGCUUGCAGCUGGUGUCACUGGGCCCGUCAAGAAGAAUGCGACGAUCGGGACUGUUACCACCGGUCAAAGCACCAUCCACGUCAGUAUCCAGCACAAGUUGACAAAGCGCUUUAUUGAUCCCGCCAAAUAUCUACCCCGUCGAAUGCCUGGGAUUUUAGGAAACGGAUUUAAACCGGAUCCGAAUUUCUACUCCCUCACGGUCGUAGGGAAGCAGAUUGUGCCUCCCACGGCGAUUAUCGAUCUGAACUCCUUGAGGUCGGUGAACAAAACCGGGCGGACGAGCACGAAAGCCAGGAGAGGUUUUGAAGCGGAUAUUGGGCAAGACCGAUCACUGGCGAGACGAGACUUGCUUUCCGAUCUUGGCCUGCCCGAGUUCAAUGUCAAGAUCCCCAACGUCUGCACGGACGACGAGUUUCAGAAUGCACCGGAAAUAUGUGGAGGGGGAAUGCUCCCCGAGUUUAGGCGCAGUCUGCUGCUCUUCAAAACGAAGCAGUUUUUCUUGGUUGCUGGGUUUGUGCCCGUCACGUUCGAAUUGCAGUUCGACGCAGUGAUGGGCAUUCAAGCUGGAGUUUCGGUUUGUCUCAUAGGACUGGAAGUGAAGCCGAAAGUCACUCCGGAAUUUGGGGUCGCAAUGCAGGGAUCUCUCUCCGUAGGGGCUUUCAUCGAAAUUACCUUAUUGGCAAGGGGAACGGUAGCGGACACGCACGUGCCUAUCGCCGUGUUUUUCCCGCUCGCAAAGUUUCCAAUUGGAACAUGCAUUCAAAUCAAUGUGGAGAUCCUGCCACUACAACUCGAGGUUUCAGUCGGGGUUGAGAUUGACUUUGUCUUUUUUUCCAAAUCGUGGUUCGUGACAAUCGUGCGACUCACCUUGGACAAGAUCACAUUCUUGGUGACCGACACAUGCCCGCAACCGGACUCCCGUCAGCUCCCGCCGAAGGAUUCUGGCACGAUCGUGGAUGUCACUGCGCCCAUCGUUCAUCAGUUGAGCAUUUCGCAAGUCGCGAAUGUGCCAACCUCAGCGCCUCUUCUUUUUGCUCGCUUCUCGAUUGGUGACCCCGAAUCCGGCAUUGCGAAUGCUUCCAUUGCCGUCGGCUGGAACCCCGGCGACUCUACCGUAGCCGCUCCCGUUCUGAUACCCAGAGACCAAGGCGAGUCGAUUACGAUCCCCGGUCUCGCUGAUAUCUCGCUGUUCGACGAGAAGACGCUUUACGUCACUAUAACGGUUUUCAACCAACACCAGAUGAUGACGAAGCAGUCGCAAAAGCUUGUAUGGGAUCUCAGUCCUCCCGUGAUCAAAAUCGCAGAGAUAUUCACGCCCUUUGCGCAAUACACUUUCCCGAUUGGCAAAAACGAGACCCGCACAGCACUGCGAAAGGCAAUGCAGACCUUCAAGUACGAUCUUACGCAACAGAUAGGAGGCGGCGCGCUACAAGGAUUUUCGGACCGGCUCGAUUUUUCGUACGUGAUACAGGAUGCCACUGCUCAGAGCACACUGGAAUAUGCGGUCGGCACGGGUGCCGCACCAGAUCUGAUUACUUCUUUGAGGGAUUGGACAGAGCUGCCGGCUACACAAACUCAGGGGACGCUGGCGUUUGAUAGCUUGCAGCUCUCUCAUGGCGUCACCUACCACUUGGCGUUACGAUCUUUGAAUGCACUUGGAUACGAAAGCACAACAUUGUCUAGCGGAACCCUUAUCGAUUUGACACCACCAGUGGUGGGCAGCAUCUUCAUGGGCCCAACGCUUCGCCAGAAUUGGAAUGCCACCAAUGUGAUCACCAAUGCGGUCUUCAAUUUCUUUGGGUUUUCCGACGCGGAGUCCGAUGUAGCAUGUGAGCAGCCAUCGUCAUCGAUUUGAGCUUCGUCAGCAAUGGUUUAAUCUACCGCUUGACCUAGAUUUCAACUAUGCGAUUGGUCCCAACACUACGGCAGCGGAAAUGGU
Molecule: messenger RNA, 2521 nt
Organism: Fimicolochytrium jonesii
Lineage: Eukaryota; Fungi; Chytridiomycota; Chytridiomycetes; Spizellomycetales; Powellomycetaceae
Exons: 6
Coding region: 227-2437 (736 amino acids)
Source: RefSeq, a predicted model, not a curated record